AUGCAGUGUGGUACCAAACCACGUCGACCAUGUUUACUCGACGACGGUAAGAAAGUUCUUUGCGGACGAACUACCCGUUGCCUUAUGGAAAGUCUUGUUACUCAGAUGUUGAAUAAAAUCUCAUUGGGAAGAAUGUCCAAAAUUAUCAUCAACAUCGAGGACCAUCAGUGGGAUUUUGAAAAAAAACGAUGUCCUGAAGCAGUGCAUCACGAAUUUCUUCGGCUCUCCAAAUUCGAGUGGUUCAAACUGUUUACGAAAAUCGGAUUUACACAAAACCUCCGUGGGACUAUCCGAAACAACGGAAGUGAAGGAUUAGAAUGUCCCAAAACGCUUAGGAAAAGAGAACGGGAAAGCAGAAAACGAAACGUAAUGCAAUUGUGGAAAAUUUGGUGA
Necator americanus (New World hookworm) is the source of this 393-nucleotide messenger RNA. RefSeq lists its product as uncharacterized. The coding region runs from base 1 to 393 and encodes 130 amino acids. The record is from RefSeq and is a predicted model, not a curated record. The transcript has 4 exons. Lineage: Eukaryota; Metazoa; Nematoda; Chromadorea; Rhabditida; Ancylostomatidae.